Microcebus murinus (gray mouse lemur) is the source of this 1636-nucleotide messenger RNA. RefSeq names its product keratin 36 (gene KRT36). NCBI's taxonomy places the organism in Eukaryota, Metazoa, Chordata, Mammalia, Primates, Cheirogaleidae. Gene Ontology annotation, biological process: intermediate filament organization; epithelial cell differentiation. Gene Ontology annotation, molecular function: structural constituent of skin epidermis. The record is from RefSeq and is a predicted model, not a curated record. Gene Ontology annotation, cellular component: intermediate filament cytoskeleton.
AUGGCCACCCAGAUCUGCACCCCGACCUUCUCCACUGGGUCAGUCAAGGGCCUCUGUGGCACGGCAGGUGGCAUCUCUCGGGUGUCCUCCAUCCGCUCUGUGGGCUCCUGCAGGGUCCCCAGUUUUGGAGGUGCUGCGGGGUCCGUCUCUUCUGCUAGGCUGGGCCUCUCUGGCCUCGGGAGCUGCUUACCUGGCUCCUACCUGUCCUCUGGGUGCCACCCCUCUGGCUUUGUUGGGACUGGGGGCUGGUUCUGCGAGGGCUCCUUCAACAGCAACGAGAAGGAGACCAUGCAGUUCCUGAACGACCGCCUGGCCAACUACCUGGAGAAGGUGCGCCAGCUGGAGCGGGAGAACGCGGAGCUGGAGCGCCGCAUCCGGGAGUGGUACGAGUCCCAGAUCCCCUACAUCUGCCCCGACUACCAGUCCUACUUCAAGACCAUCGAGGACUUCCAGCAGAAGAUCCUGCUGACCAAGGCUGAGAACACCAGGCUGGUCCUGCAGAUUGACAAUGCCAAGCUGGCGGCCGACGACUUCCGGACCAAGUACGAGACUGAGCUGUCUCUACGGCAACUGGUGGAGGCCGACAUCAACGGCCUGCGCAGGAUCCUGGACGAGCUGACCCUGUGCAAGGCCGACCUGGAGGCUCAGGUGGAGUCCCUGAAGGAGGAGCUGAUGUGCCUGAAGAAGAACCACGAGGAGGAAGUCAGUGCACUGCGUGGCCAACUUGGGGACCGACUGAAUGUGGAGGUGGACGCUGCCCCACCUGUGGAUCUCAACAAGGUCCUGGAUGAGAUGAGAUGUCAGUACGAGGCCCUGGUGGAGAACAACCGCAGAGACGUGGAGGCCUGGUUCAACACCCAGACCGAGGAGCUGAACCAGCAGGUGGUGUCCAGCUCGGAGCAGCUGCAGUGCUGCCAGACGGAGAUCAUCGAGCUGAGACGCACGGUCAACGCCCUGGAGAUCGAGCUGCAGGCCCAGCACAGCAUGCGGAAUUCCCUGGAAAACACGCUGGCGGAGACGGAGGCCCGCUACGGCUCCCAGCUGGCCCAGAUGCAGUGCCUGAUCAGCAACGUGGAGGCCCAGCUGGCCGAGAUCCGCUGCGACCUGGAGCGGCAGAACCAGGAGUACCAGGUGCUGCUGGACGUGAAGGCCCGGCUGGAGUGCGAGAUCAACACGUACCGCCGCCUGCUGGAGGGCGAGGACUGCAAGCUUCCUGCCCACCCCUGUGCCACGGAGUGCAAGCCUGCCGCUAGAGUUCCUUAUGUCCCCUCCGUGCCCUGCGCCCCGGCCGUUCCCUGCACUCCGGCCCCCCAGCUCAGCGCUCAGAUCCGCACCAUCACUGAGGAGAUCAGGGACGGGAAGGUCAUCUGCUCCAGGGAGCACCUGCAGCCCCGGCCGCUGUGAGCGCCUGGCGAGAGCAGGGCCUGCGCCACGGGGAGGAGGACACCCCUGUGGUUCCUGGCUGAUACAUGACCACACCCUCCCCUAGAGGGGACCCCCACCCUCCCGCUUGGCAAGUUUUUCUACCAAAAUACUUCUCGUAUUGUGUUUCUGAACUUCACUAUGCUUUUACGCCAUGCAAAACCAGGUUUCCUGAAAAUUUACCCAAUAAAGUGUGUCCUCUUGGCAUAGCAAA